CUUCGAACACAAGACCAUCAACUUCAUCGUCUUCGCUUCUCUUCUAUUCUCGAUCUCUCUCCCGCAUUUUACACUUUUUUCUUUCCCUCUUUUUUUCUCCUUUCUCUCUCCUCCAUCCUUACACUUUCACUUCUCCCUUCUCUUUUCUCUCUCCUUUCCGCCAUUAAUCUAUUCUCAAACCUCUUCUCUUUCUCUCUCGUCUCUCUUCAAUGACAGUCAUGACUCCUGCUCCUAUCGACCAAGAAGAUGAUGAGAUGCUUGUUCCACAUUCUGAUAUAGCUGAUAAUCAUCAACCUAUGGAAGUUGUUGCACAAGCUGAACCUGCUAAUAACAAUAAUAAUGCCGAGAAUCAGCCUGUGGAAGAUCCUCCCUCGUCGAGGUUUACUUGGAAAAUUGACAAUUUCUCGAGGUUGAAUGCUAAGAAGCAUUAUUCAGAUGUGUUUGUCGUUGGCGGGUUUAAAUGGAGGAUACUUAUAUUUCCAAAAGGGAACAAUGUGGAUUACUUGUCUAUGUAUCUGGACGUUGCUGAUUCUCAGACUUUGCCUUAUGGGUGGAGUAGGUAUGCACAGUUCAGCUUAGCUGUGGUCAAUCAAAUUCAUAACAAGUAUUCCGUGAGAAAAGAUACUCAGCAUCAGUUUAAUGCUAGGGAAUGUGAUUGGGGGUUUACAUCAUUUAUGCCUUUAAGUGAAUUAUAUGAUCCUAGCAGAGGAUAUCUUGUUAAUGAUACCGUUGUCGUGGAAGCUGAGGUUGCUGUUCGCAAGAUUGUGGACUACUGGUCCUAUGAUUCCAAAAAAGAGACUGGAUACGUUGGAUUGAAGAACCAGGGAGCUACAUGUUAUAUGAAUUCUCUUCUUCAGACACUAUUUCACAUUCCGUAUUUCAGGAAGGCCGUGUAUCAUAUGCCCACUACCGAAAAUGAUAUGCCGUCUGCAAGCAUUCCUCUGGCUCUUCAAAGUUUAUUUUACAAGCUUCAAUACAGUGACAGUAGUGUGGCAACGAAAGAAUUGACCAAGUCAUUUGGAUGGGAUACUUACGAUUCAUUCAUGCAACAUGAUGUACAAGAGCUUAAUAGAGUCCUUUGCGAAAAGCUUGAAGACAAAAUGAAGGGUACUGUUGUUGAGGGCACUAUUCAGAAACUGUUUGAAGGGCAUCAUAUGAAUUAUAUUGAAUGCGUAAAUGUGGAUUACAAAUCAACACGGAAGGAGUCCUAUUAUGACCUUCAACUUGAUGUUAAAGGUUGUCGGGAUGUUUAUGCUUCAUUUGAUAAAUAUGUGGAAGUUGAACGUUUGGAGGGUGAUAACAAGUAUCAUGCUGAGCAGUAUGGUUUACAGGAUGCUAGGAAGGGUGUUUUAUUCAUUGAUUUCCCCCCAGUUCUGCAAUUGCAGCUCAAACGAUUUGAGUAUGAUUUUAUGCGUGAUACUAUGGUGAAGAUUAAUGACCGUUAUGAAUUCCCCCUUGAACUUGAUCUUGACCGUGAUGAUGGGAAAUACUUAUCACCUGAUGCUGAUAGAAGUGUCCGUAACCUUUACACACUUCACAGUGUUUUGGUGCACAGUGGUGGAGUGCAUGGUGGACAUUACUAUGCCUUUAUACGACCAACUCUAUCCGAUCAAUGGUACAAGUUUGAUGAUGAACGGGUUACAAAGGAAGACUUGAAGAGAGCUUUGGAGGAGCAGUACGGUGGUGAAGAGGAGUUACCACAGACAAAUCCUGGUUUCAACAACACUCCCUUCAAAUUCACAAAAUAUUCAAAUGCAUAUAUGCUUGUUUAUAUUCGUGAAAGCGACAAAGAUAAGAUCAUGUGUAAUGUGGAUGAAAAGGACAUUGCAGAGCAUCUCAGGGAACGUUUAAAGAGAGAGCAAGAAGAGAAAGAGCAUAAGAAGAAGGAAAAGGCAGAAGCACACCUUUAUACCAUUAUAAAGGUUGCACGAGAUGAUGACCUAGCCGAACAGAUAGGAAAGGACAUCUUUUUUGAUCUUGUAGACCAUGACAAAGUUAAAUCUUUUCGUAUUCAGAAGCAGAUGCCGUUUAACCUUUUCAAGGAGGAAGUUGCAAAAGAAUUUGGCAUCCCAGUACAAUUUCAGCGAUAUUGGCUAUGGGCAAAGCGUCAAAAUCACACGUAUCGACCAAAUCGACCGUUGACACCUUUGGAAGAAACCCAAUCUGUUGGACAACUAAGGGAAGUAUCUAAUAAAGUUCAUAACGCAGAACUCAAACUAUUCUUGGAAAUCGAGCUUGGAGUCGAUUUACGACCUAUUCUGCCUCCAGAGAAGACAAAGGAUGAGAUUCUGUUGUUCUUUAAGCAUUAUGAUCCCGAGAAAGAAGAGCUCCACUUUGUAGGAAGACUUUUCGUCAAGGCCAAUGGUAAACCUGGAGAAAUUAUAGGAAAGUUAAAGGAAAUGGCUGGCUAUGCUCCUGAAGAAGAAAUCGAAUUAUAUGAGGAAAUCAAGUUUGAACCAACUGUUAUGUGUGAACAUAUUGACCGAAAGCUCACAUUUCGGGUUAGCCAGCUAGAAGACGGGGAUAUUGUGUGUUUCCAGAAAGUCCUUCCAGCUGAAACUGUAGAAAGAUGCCGUUAUCCAGAUGUUCCCUCGUUCUUGGAUUAUGUGCACAAUCGGCAAGUUGUCCAUUUCAGAUCACUGGAGAGACCGAAGGAAGAUGAUUUUUGCUUAGAGUUAUCAAGACUUCAUACCUAUGAUGAUGUAGUGGAAAGAGUGGCUCGUCAAUUGGGGUUGGAUGAUCCAUCCAAAAUUAGGCUUACCUCUCACAACUGUUAUUCUCAGCAGCCAAAACCCCAGCCUAUAAAGUAUCGGGGUGUGGAUCAUUUGUCAGAUAUGCUGGUCCACUACAAUCAGACUUCUGACAUACUAUACUAUGAAGUUCUGGAUAUAACGUUGCCAGUCUUACAAGGAUUGAAAACCUUAAAAGUUGCUUUCCAUCACGCGACAAAAGAUGAAGUUACCAUUCACACAAUCAGACUGCCUAAACAGAGUACAGUGGGGGAUGUUCUUAAUGAUCUGAAAACUAAGGUUGAACUGUCACAUCCCGAUGCUGAGCUGAGGCUGCUUGAAGUAUUUUAUCACAAGAUCUAUAAGACAUUCCCGCCCAGUGAAAAGAUUGAGAACAUAAAUGAUCAGUACUGGACGUUACGAGCUGAAGAGAUUCCUGAAGAAGAAAAGAACUUGGGGUCUCAUGACCGGCUUAUUCAUGUCUACCAUUUCACGAAGGAGACAGCUCAGAACCAAAUGUCAAUUCAGAAUUUUGGUGAGCCUUUUUUCUUAGUGAUUCAUGAAGGAGAAACCUUGGCUGAGGUCAAGGUGAGGAUACAAAAGAAAUUGCAGGUUCCAGAUGAAGAAUUUUCCAAGUGGAAGUUUGCUUUCCUUUCACUAGGUCGUCCAGAAUACCUUCAGGACACUGAUGUUGUGUCGAAUCGCUUUCAGAGAAGGGAUGUUUAUGGUGCUUGGGAACAGUAUCUUGGAUUAGAACAUGCUGACACAGCUCCUAAAAGAACAUAUACAGCAAAUCAGAAUCGUCAUACAUACGAGAAGCCUGUAAAAAUCUACAAUUAGGGUAUUUUUGGGGAUUGAGUUUUUAUUGCAUGGGCAGAUUCUUGCAAAUCUCGAGGAUGCUCUGCUUAUGUCUGUAAGUUGCUAUUGCAGUUCAUCAGUCAAAGCAAGCCUCUCACGUAGCAAUGCAAGAUGCUUCCGUGAGUAUAGAACUCGGAGGGCAUCGGCAAAUAUCUAGAUUGGAUUGUGUUAGCUGUAUCAUUCUUUCGCGUAGUGUGUAUGUGGAAGAUUGGUUUUCUGAUGUCGAGGAAUCUGCUCUCGUCACCACAAGUUCACACAGUACAACCAUUGUCAAGCUUUUAACAUCUUCAAAUUUUCUCAUAUGAAGUUGGUUUCUAUUGUUUGUGUCCUUCGGUGCCUCGCCUCUGUUGUGAGUUUUAGAAAACAGUACAUAAAUGAGAUUUUGUCUUAAGGGAUGUAUACACAUUAACAGAAUAGUUGGGGUGCCUGCCAUUUUUCCGUUUGCUCACCUCUGUUUAUUUAGGCAUGUCUAGUAGUUUAUGGGGGUUGUGGACUGGUAAUCUUAUGCUUGUUUGUUAUUCAGCUGCCCCCCUUUUUUUCUAAUUUUUUGCCGCAGGGAUUAAGGGUUUUGGCAUUGUCUUAAGGUUUUCCACUUGUGAUGUUUAUCGGCUACAACCUCAACCAUUCAUAAUCUGUAAAAUUUUUACAGUUUAUCUGGAGUUUCCAAGGUUUGUAGUCCUGACUGAAGGUGCAAUUCUUGUAUUGUAAUGAUAUAAUAAUAUUUCAUUAUUUUGAUGUCAGUACCUGAUUUUUAUUCAGGUAGAGUUUGAAGGUUUGAUAUUAGCAACCUCAUAGUAGUAACAUUAGAGAGUUGUUCCUUAUAAUUUGUAAUAACUUGUAGCUCUAUGUAGAUAAAAAGUAUAAAGCCCUCUGCCUUAUGAUAUUGCUAUAAUUACAAGUUUAGUGUUUUCAAGUGUACCUUUUGGGGAUUUUAUGAUAUAAAUGUGUAAAUCAAAUUAAAAGAUGAGGUAAAUAUGUAGAUGAGAUUAAAGAAAGAAUAUGAGUUUUGGUUGAAAAUACGAUUGUAGUUAUUCUACGGGGCGGAUUUGGAGAUGUUCAAAAUAGAUAAGAUAAUUUGAUUUCUAUCUGAAUUUAUAAUUGAAUUUGGCUUUAACGUAACUUUAAAUUGUAUUUAAACUAUAAAAAUCAUUAUGGACAAAAGGCAUAAUUCAAAUUGAUU
Molecule: messenger RNA, 4767 nt
Organism: Amaranthus tricolor (Joseph's coat)
Lineage: Eukaryota; Viridiplantae; Streptophyta; Magnoliopsida; Caryophyllales; Amaranthaceae
Product: ubiquitin C-terminal hydrolase 12-like
Exons: 32
Coding region: 210-3569 (1119 amino acids)
Biological process (GO): regulation of protein stability; protein deubiquitination
Cellular component (GO): nucleus; cytosol
Molecular function (GO): protein binding; cysteine-type endopeptidase activity; cysteine-type deubiquitinase activity
Source: RefSeq, a predicted model, not a curated record